AUGAAGACUUUGAUCGUUCUCUCGGCCUUGAUGGCUGUCGCCCUCUGUCUGGUCCUUCCACAAAGAGCAGUUGUCGAAAGCGCGCUCGGAUGCCAAAUGUGCGAACUUGUCGUGAAGACCUAUGAUGGAUCUGUCGACAAGGAUGUCACCGCCAUCAAGAAGGUAUGAUUCAGAAAAGGCAGCUUUUUGGAUGUAAGUUUCGAGAAGUUGACGUCCUCUAAAUUUUCAAUGAUUUUUCAACAUUAUUGUUAUAAACUCAUUCAUUGAAUAACAUAAGAUUUCUAGGACUUUGACGCCGAGUGCAAGAAACUGUUCCAUUCGAUUCCCUUCGGCACGACGGAGUGCGAUCACUACGUCAACAGCAAGCUCGACCCCAUCAUCAAGGUUUCUUCCUUUCUCUUUCUCCAAUGAACUCAACUUCAGGAGCUCGAAUCCGGAACUGCUCCUGCUGACGUUUGCAAGAAACUCAAGGAGUGCUAG
Caenorhabditis auriculariae is the source of this 480-nucleotide messenger RNA. NCBI's taxonomy places the organism in Eukaryota, Metazoa, Nematoda, Chromadorea, Rhabditida, Rhabditidae. The record is from the annotation of a GenBank genome assembly.